AUGUGGAAAAUUGCUCAGGAAGAAGGUACGACCCAGGCCAUAGUGAAAGAGGAGGUAAUUAAAACACUAGAAAGAUUUAAAAUUGAUAAGGAGGAAGCAUUGGAUAGAUUCACUAGACUUGAGGUUGAUAAGACUCCAGGAUGCAAUGCAUCCAAAGAGCCCCAUAUGCCGCACGUCUUAAUAGAAAGUGGAGACAUGACAGCUAACGAAUAUGAGCAAUUCUUAAAAGGGAGAAAUGAUUUCAUUAAAGGAACCAGAAAGGACCCCAGCUCGGAGAAGAAGACUGAGAUCAUUAGAAAGCGUCUAAACAAAGACAUUAGGCACAACCCUGUCAUCAUGUUGAACUUGUGUCCAGAUUUAAAGACUGCUCAUCCGGAUUUAAGGAUGGCACAGGGCGAGUUCCUGUUUCUAAUAGACCGGAGUGGAAGCAUGAGUGGAGUGAAUAUCAACUGCGUCAAGGAUGCAAUGCUGGUAGUCUUGAAAAGUCUUAUGUCUUCAUGUCUGUUUAAUAUAAUUGGAUUUGGCUCCACUUUUCGGACCUUGUUUCCAGCCAGCAGGUCUUAUAAUGAAGAGACACUGGCUGUAGCCUGUGACUAUAUCAGAAAAAUCAGGGCUGACAUGGGAGGAACAAACCUACUGGCACCUCUGAAUUGGAUCUUCCGGCAGCCGAUUCAGAGAGGUCACCCACGGCUGCUGUUUCUCCUGACCGAUGGUUCUGUCAGUAACACGGGGAAAGUGAUAGAACUGAUCCGGAACCAUGCACGUUCGAGCAGAUGCUAUAGUUUUGGAAUUGGACGGAAUGCUUGCCGAAGACUAGUCUUGGGAAUUGCUUCUGCCUCCAAAGGAGCAGCAGAAUUUCUUGCUGAAGGGGAAAGGUUACAGCCAAAGUUGGUAAAGUCCCUGAAGAAAUCGAUGGCACCUGUUCUCAGUGAUGUCACAAUCGAAUGGUUCUUACCUGCAACAACUGAGGUACUCCUUUCACCAGUGGAGCCAAGUUACUUGUUCCCUGGAGAUAGACUCAUUGGAUACUGCAUUGUAUGUGACACUUCAAGGUAUCACUCUAACCUCAAAUCAGACAAACAGCAUAGGUACAGCAUGAUGUGGUCUCAGGAAUCCAACAGUUCAGUAUUCUACCAUUCUCAAGAAGAGGAGUCUGGUCGGAUAAACUCUGAGAAUUUAAGAAGCUGCAGAGAUUCUCUGGUGGAUUGUGUAAAUGAACAGCCUCAAGAUGUGAUCUCUAUUAAUGAGGACCGUGAAGAGGAAGGUGUUGAAUCAAAGAUGUCUCCCAGGAGAAGAGCGUACAGCACCAAUCACAUAGUCAGACAGAACUCCUCUAAGAGAACAUUGACUCUGAGUGACCCAGCUUCAGCAUUUAAUAAAAACCCUCUCCGAAGAGCAAGGGCUCAGCAGCUUGUGGGUUGGAACAGCCCAGAACGCAUCUCUCCUUGGCAAAGGCCAUUUCAGGUAGCAGCUUCCUGCAAAAAUGCCACAAGAUCAAGGAGGCCAUCUUUGCUGCAUCAGAACUGUCUUUCAAGUAGCCAGGAUUCGGAUGUACGAUCAAGUCCACAGCAGAUAGCAACAGGAGACUGCAAAGUGCACAGUGACGGUAGCAUCAACUCCAGGUCAUCCACAGAGAGUGCAUCAAUCGGCAAUGACACAGAAUCCGGACAUUUUCACCAUCGAUCAUCAAUGCUUGAUGUCGAAUUCCAGGAUCUGUUAUUGAGCGUUGACCCAGCCAGCAAGUCUGACUGCAGAGCAGUUGUUUCUGGGCUGAUGUGUGGCGAAGUUAUUCAGUGGGAAGUUGGAUUUGAUCUUCAAUCCUUUCUUCACCGCAAUACAAAUUGUGAUGCUGAACAGCAAGAUUUGUGGAAUGAAACAAUUCAUCACUUGGCAGCUAAGUCCAUCAUUCGAGAUUUUGAACGAAUGGCUGAAAAAGAAUGUGAAAUAGAACAUGGUUCUGGAAGAAGAUACCAACUGAAUGCAAUUCACACCAGCAAGGCAUGUAAUAUCAUUAGCAAAUACACAGCUUUUGUACCAAUGUAUCUUGACAACAACGGAUAUCUGCCAAACAUUAUCGCAUAUCCAAAUACAGGUAUUGUCAUGUUGCAGACUCAAGCCUUGACAAACCCUCCCACUCCUCAGGAGUUAGAACAAGGAGGUGUUGGUUCGAAGUUAAACAGUCAAAGGACAUCGUGUUCAGGAAGCUGGAGGCACAGGGGUUACUCAGUUGGUCUUGGCCGUUCUCAGUCUGAAUAUGGAGCUGAUGAGGUUGAUGAUGGCUUUUCCACUCUAUACAUUGUCCUCCAUAAAUGA
This is a messenger RNA of Carcharodon carcharias (great white shark), 2313 nucleotides long. It is a transcript of the gene vwa5b1, whose product is annotated as von Willebrand factor A domain containing 5B1. Lineage: Eukaryota; Metazoa; Chordata; Chondrichthyes; Lamniformes; Lamnidae. The coding region runs from base 1 to 2313 and encodes 770 amino acids. The transcript has 16 exons. The record is from RefSeq and is a predicted model, not a curated record.